Messenger RNA from Chionomys nivalis (European snow vole), 1024 nucleotides. It is a transcript of the gene Mfap2, whose product is annotated as microfibril associated protein 2. The transcript is spliced from 9 exons. The record is from RefSeq and is a predicted model, not a curated record. NCBI's taxonomy places the organism in Eukaryota, Metazoa, Chordata, Mammalia, Rodentia, Cricetidae. Gene Ontology annotation, biological process: embryonic eye morphogenesis. Bases 97 to 660 code for a protein of 187 amino acids. Gene Ontology annotation, cellular component: microfibril.
GGCUGCGGGGCGGCGGGCGGGCACUCUCAGCCGCACUAGAGCACCGCACAAGGGCCCCAACAGCUGUCCUCAACGCCACCACAGCCUCCUCCCUCCAUGGCCAUGAGAGCCACCUGCUUCUUCCUGCUGUUCCUGCCUGCAGGCCUGCUGGCUCAGGGCCAAUAUGACCUGGAUCCUCUCCCCCCAUUCCCGGACCAUGUCCAGUACAACCACUAUGGCGACCAGAUUGACAACGCAGACAACUACUAUGACUACCAAGAAGUGAGUCCUCGACCUCCUGAGGAACAGUUCCAGUCCCAGCAGCAAGUCCCGCAGGAAGUCAUCCCAGCCCCUACCCCAGAACCGCCAGUUCCAGGAGACCUGGAGACUGAACCCACGGAGCCUGGGCCUCUUGACUGCCGUGAGGAACAGUACCCGUGCACUCGCCUCUACUCCAUCCACAAGCCUUGUAAACAGUGUCUCAAUGAGGUCUGCUUCUACAGCCUUCGCCGGGUGUAUGUCGUCAACAAGGAAAUAUGUGUCCGCACAGUCUGUGCCCAUGAGGAACUCCUCCGAGCUGACCUGUGCCGGGACAAGUUCUCCAAGUGUGGCGUGAUGGCCGUCAGUGGCCUGUGCCAAUCUGUGGCUGCCUCCUGUGCCAGGAGCUGUGGGGGCUGCUAGGGUGGAGCUGGUGUAGGAUCCGAGCCCUGGACCCAGCUCGGAUCCACUUCAGGCCCACCUGACCUGGUGCUUUCUCCCAUCCUGCCUUCCCUUUCAUCCUGGACAUCAGUGGGCUGCUGCCCCGGGGAGUGGGGCCACUCCUGAGCAUUUGGGGCUGCUGACUGUCCAGUCUCCACCCCCUAGGUGGGGUUCAUUCAAGGCCUCUUUUGGGGGUCUGGGAAUCUCAAUGUGCCUUCUCAGUGCCUUGGGGGCAUUCCUCCCUUUUCAGUCUCCUCAGGUAGGCUGUGCCCCUCACCCAGCUGGUCUGCUUGGAUUUCCUAUGCCCCCAGGCAUGGGCCACCUUUGUUUUAUACAAAAUAAUAAA